Fukomys damarensis (Damara mole-rat) is the source of this 1035-nucleotide messenger RNA. It is a transcript of the gene Spata4, whose product is annotated as spermatogenesis associated 4. Gene Ontology annotation, cellular component: axoneme. Gene Ontology annotation, molecular function: microtubule binding. Bases 3 to 905 code for a protein of 300 amino acids. Gene Ontology annotation, biological process: regulation of cytoskeleton organization; negative regulation of execution phase of apoptosis. NCBI's taxonomy places the organism in Eukaryota, Metazoa, Chordata, Mammalia, Rodentia, Bathyergidae. The record is from RefSeq and is a predicted model, not a curated record. The transcript is spliced from 6 exons.
CUAUGGCUGCCGCCGGCCAGGCAGAAAUGUGUUCACCAAAGCCGGCGGCAGCCCUGAACAAGUCGCCGGCACUUUCGCCACAGUCAGUAGCUCCGAUCCGAGGGAAGCCAAGGAAGUGUGUGGUCUAUCCGCAUCCUCCGAAGAACUCCCGCGUGUCUCGUUCAGUUCUCCGCUGGCUUCAGAGCUUAAACCUCAGCUUCUUCCCCAGGAACAUCAACAGAGAUUUUUCCAAUGGCUUCCUGAUUGCAGAAAUAUUCUGUAUAUAUUUUCCCUGGGACCUUAAAUUAUCAUACUUUCAAAAUGGAACCUCUUUAAAAGUCAAGUUGGAUAACUGGGCACAAUUAGAGAAGUUUCUGGCAAAAAAGAAACUUAAAUUACCUAAAGAACUGAUCCAUGGAACAAUUCAUUAUAAAGCUGGAGUACCUGAAAUAUUGAUACAAGAAGUUUAUACUUUGUUAACACAUCGAGAAAUUAAAAGUAUCCAAGAUGACAUCGUGAAUUUCACCGACUAUAGUUACCAGAUGCGGUUACCUCUGGUUCUCAGGUCUACAGCUUCAAAGUCUAUUAAAGACAACAUUAGGUUAACGGAAUUAAUAAGCAAUCCCAACAUGCUCAGCAAUGAACUUAAAGUAGAGUUCCUCUUAGUAUUACAAAUGUUGCAAAGAAAAUUAAGCAGAAAAUUGAAUCCAGGAUGGUUUGAUGUUAAGCCAAGAGUGGGAGAAAUUACUCUGGAUCACCUUCCUCCCCAGUGCUCUGGAUGCAAAUAUCCAAAAGCUUCAAAGGAGACAGUUGUACCUUCAGUUAAUGGCUUUAUGAAAGGAAACUUUCAAUCCCCAAGGCAGAUGAGGGAUAAGGCUGUAAGUUCACAUUUAUUGUUUUACUUCUCUCAAUCUUGCCCCAGAUAAUUAGAUUCUCUUAGUCUAGACACACAUGGAAUUAAUGGAUGGUAUAAAUUGGCUUUUGGUAAUUGUAUGCAUGAGACCAUUUUGUUAAGCACUAAGUUAUUUUUUAAAUUUGAUAAAGGGAGUAUAUUUC